GGACGGGGCGGGGCUAUGGAGAGGAGGAGGAAGAUGGCGGGAGGGCGGCUCUGAGGAGACCUCGGCGGCGGCGGAGGAGGAGAGAAGCGCAGCGCCGUGCCGCGCCGGGGCCCAUGUGGGGAGGAGUCGGAGUCGCUGUUGCCGCCGCCGCCGCCGCCAGUAACUGCUGGACCGGAGUGGGAGUGAGGGGGAAACGGCAGGAUGAAGUUCGCCGAGCACCUCUCCGCGCACAUCACUCCCGAGUGGAGGAAGCAGUACAUCCAGUAUGAGGCUUUCAAGGAUAUGCUGUAUUCAGCUCAGGAUCAGGCACCUUCUGUGGAGGUUACAGAUGAGGACACAGUAAAGAGGUAUUUUGCCAAGUUUGAAGAAAAAUUUUUCCAAACCUGUGAAAAGGAACUUGCCAAAAUCAACACAUUUUAUUCAGAGAAGCUUGCGGAGGCUCAGCGCAGGUUUGCUACACUUCAGAAUGAGCUUCAGUCAUCACUGGAUGCACAGAAGGAGAGCACUGGCGUUACUACACUGCGACAACGCAGAAAGCCAGUCUUCCAUUUGUCCCACGAGGAACGUGUCCAACAUAGGAAUAUUAAAGACCUUAAACUGGCCUUCAGCGAGUUCUACCUCAGUCUUAUCCUGCUGCAGAACUAUCAGAAUCUGAAUUUUACAGGGUUUCGAAAAAUCCUCAAAAAGCAUGACAAGAUCCUGGAAACGUCUCGUGGAGCAGAUUGGCGAGUGGCUCAUGUAGAAGUGGCGCCUUUUUAUACGUGCAAGAAAAUCAACCAGCUUAUCUCUGAAACUGAGGCUGUAGUGACUAAUGAACUUGAAGAUGGUGACAGACAAAAAGCUAUGAAGCGUUUACGUGUUCCCCCUUUGGGAGCUGCUCAGCCUGCACCAGCAUGGACUACUUUUAGAGUUGGCCUGUUUUGUGGAAUAUUCAUUGUACUGAAUAUUACCCUUGUGCUUGCCGCUGUAUUUAAACUUGAAACAGAUAGAAAUAUAUGGCCCUUGAUAAGAAUCUAUCGGGGUGGCUUUCUUCUGAUUGAAUUCCUUUUUCUACUGGGCAUCAACACAUAUGGUUGGAGACAGGCUGGAGUGAAUCAUGUGCUCAUCUUUGAACUGAAUCCAAGAAGCAAUUUGUCUCAUCAACAUCUUUUUGAGAUUGCUGGAUUCCUCGGGAUAUUGUGGUGCCUAAGCCUUCUGGCAUGCUUCUUUGCUCCACUUAGUGUCAUCCCCACAUAUGUGUAUCCACUUGUCCUUUAUGGAUUUAUGUUUUUCUUUCUUAUCAACCCCACCAAAACUUUCUAUUACAAAUCCCGGUUUUGGCUGCUUAAACUGCUGUUUCGAGUAUUUACAGCCCCCUUCCAUAAAGUAGGCUUUGCUGAUUUCUGGCUGGCCGAUCAGCUGAACAGCCUGUCAGUGAUAUUGAUGGACCUGGAAUAUAUGAUCUGCUUCUACAGUUUUGAGCUCAGAUGGGAUGAAAGUGGGGGCCUGUUGCCAAAUAAUUCAGAAGAACCAGAAAUUUGCCACAAAUAUUCGUAUGGUGUGCGGGCCAUCGUUCAGUGCAUUCCUGCUUGGCUUCGCUUCAUCCAGUGCCUGCGCCGCUACCGAGACACAAAAAGGGCCUUUCCUCAUUUAGUUAAUGCUGGGAAAUACUCAACAACUUUCUUCACGGUGACGUUCGCAGCCCUUUACAGCACUCACAAAGAGCGAGGUCACUCAGACACCAUGGUAUUCUUUUACCUUUGGAUUGUGUUUUGUAUCAUCAGUUCCUGCUAUACCCUCAUCUGGGAUCUGAAGAUGGACUGGGGUCUCUUUGAUAAGAAUGCUGGAGAAAACACCUUUCUCCGGGAAGAGAUUGUAUACCCCCAAAAAGCCUAUUACUACUGUGCCAUCAUAGAGGAUGUGAUUCUGCGCUUUGCUUGGACUAUCCAAAUCUCAAUUACCUCCAUGACAUUGUUGCCUCAUUCUGGGGACAUCAUUGCUACUGUCUUUGCUCCUCUUGAGGUUUUCCGGCGAUUUGUGUGGAACUUCUUCCGCCUGGAGAAUGAACAUCUGAAUAACUGUGGUGAAUUCCGUGCCGUGCGGGACAUUUCUGUGGCUCCUCUGAAUGCAGAUGACCAGACACUCCUAGAACAGAUGAUGGACCAGGAUGAUGGGGUACGAAACCGCCAGAAAAACCGUCCGUGGAAGUAUAACCAGAGCAUAUCCCUGCGCCGGCCUCGCCUCGCUUCUCAAUCCAAGGCUCGUGACACUAAGGUAUUGAUAGAAGACACAGAUGAUGAAGCUAACACUUGAAGCCUCUGGUCUAGUUUAACAUCUUUGGUUUUCCUACUCUACAAUUCUUUCUUCGACCAACGCAACCUCUAGUACCUUUCCAGCCGAAAACAGGAGAAGACACAUAACACAUUUUCCGAGCUCUUCCAGAUCGGAUCCUAUGGACUCCAAACAAGCUCACUGUGUUUCUUUUCUUUUCUUCUGGUUUAAUUUUCAUUUUCUAUUUUUAAAACAAAUAUUUACUUCAUUUUGCCAAUCAGAGGACAUUUUAAGGAACAAAAACAUAGUAUCUUAUGGAUUGUUUACAAUCACAAGGACACAGAUACCUAUCAGGAUGAAGAACAGGCAUUGCAAGGACCCUCUGAUGGGACGGUACCGAGAUACCUCGGCUUCCGCUUGGCCCGGUUUUGACUGGUUGAAACCGGACAUUGGUUUUUAACUUUUUUGUCCGUUUAUGUGGAGAAUUUUUUCCUUUCCUUCAUACCCAGCGCAAAAGCACUGGCUGCACUUGCAGGGAAAGUGCAACUUAGAGCAGUACCUUCAUUCACGAAGCUACUUUUUAAUUUGAUGUAACUUUUCUUAUUUUGGGGAGGGUUGCUGGGUGGGUGGGAAAUAUGAUGUAUUUGUUGCAUAUAGUUUUCUCAUUAUUUAUGAAACUUAACCAUAAAAGAAUGAUAUAACUCCUGUGCAAUGAAGGUGGUAACAGUGAAAGAAGACAGGGGAAACUAAUGUUGGACCGCAUUUGAGGGUUUAGUCCACAAUACCUCUUUCAUGAGAUAACUUGCACCACUUUGACUUUGAUUUUUCUUUCUUUCUUUUUUUUUUUAAUUUUAAGCCAAAGUUUUAUUACUGAGUUUUUAAGUUGCUGCUGCUUUAGAAUCCUGAGCAUGUCUCUCCUAACAAAGCAUCUAUACACUUCCACACAACUGGUUGAAAUUUUUUAAGAGGUCUGAUACUUUUUUGUUUAAGGAACAGAUGUGGAAUAUAUUUGCCCAUACUCCAACCAUAACAACUGAAGUUAUGCCUUACUAAGCUUCAGCAUUUAGGGUAAUUGAAACCUUUCCUAACUCUGAGUUAGAAGAUAAAGCUAUUUCAGAGACUGCCUACACUUUUGUUGGAUAUUUUUUCAUCUGGACUCACUACUUUAGCCAAAAUUUGAUCAAAUUGAAAGUCUGUCUUGGGGAAACCGUAUAUUUGAGAGCAAAGAACAAAUAAUCCUUCCUCUUUCACAUUACAUUAAUAAAACAGACCUUGGCAGCCAUUUCUCCCAGCAGUUUUAAAGGAUAUUGUAUUUCAUGCCCUCCUGUGAGAGAAAGCCUGCUUUUAAGAUUUUGGGGGUCUAAACUUGGGUCAUAAACAAAAAAUACAUUUCUUAGACAUUUCAGACUCUCAUGGUUUGUGCACAAUGCCCAUUUUUACUUCCUUGUCUAAUUUCUUUCCUGUUUUCCUAAAUCAUCCAAAUAAGCCCCAACCUUAAAGGAUUUUACUUUCUUGAAUGUGGUUGGCACUAAAUUGAGCAUUUUGUUAUCUAUCAAAAUUAAUAUAAAUUCCAGGAAAAAGUGAAGUGUGUUUUAAUCCUCCCAUCCCCGUAGAUCCAGUUGAAGAUUCCAGCAUCAACAUCAGUGGAUUCGUGAAAGUAAAUUACUUCUGUCGUUUUGACGAGAGACAAAUGAGCUGUUAUCACUUCCUUAGUCUUAAACACGUGGGUGUUACCCAUUAAUAAGCCCCUUUUGUCAUCUGCCUUUCUGCCAUGUAUUGUAGGUCUUCACUCAUACCUGUCGUGAUCCAGUAGGUUAUAUUCAAGUCAACUGUUACUGCCAAAAUUCCAUCCACUAUUUGUUAACUGACAAAUAGUUCGUUUCCAAAGGAGUUUAUUCCAGUUUUAUUCUGAUAAACUUCCAAAUUUUUUCCCUUUCCAAAUUGAGAUUUUUUUCUGAAAAAUCAUACAAAAUUUUGGCUUUUGUUGUUUUUUUAUGUUUUGCCAAGCAAUGUUUGUUGGCCCAAAAACUGAAGUGGAAUAGUUUAAUUACCUCUCUCUCUCUUUUUUUUUUUUUUUAGUUUAAAUAAAUUGAAUCAUCAUAAUCAGUGGUAACAAUUUAGUGACCCAAAAGAGAUUAAAGGUUGCAUUAUUUAUACUUGGGAUUUUUUUUUUCUAUUUUGUUUUUGUACUUUAAAACUAUGGGGGAAAUAUCACUGGUCUGUCGAGAAAUAACAGUAAUUAUUACUGAGUUAGAUAAGUCCAGUGGACCAGUCAUUUCUUGUACAAAUAAAACUGGUGGUACUAAUUAAUGUGUAUCCAGAGCAAUUUGAAUUGUCAACUUCAUUUUCUAUUAGUAAAACUAUAUAAUAACACACAUGAAGUCUUACAGUUGACUUUCGGUAUUUGAACUCCCCAGUGUUUUUAUUUCAGUGUAUCCUACGGCCAAUUUGGUCUUUUUUCAAUUGUUACAAUCCUAGGCCCUAAUCAGUAUUAUUUUAUCAUAGAUAAUACAAUGUUAGAAUUCCUUUUCUGAUAUGUUUGUCCUAUAAGCGUAGUCUAUUCAAGAAUGAUAAGAUUUCUGUAACUUUCAGCUUACCAUGACAGAUGCUCAAAUAAGUAUUGAAACACACAGCUUCGUUUUCCUCCUAAAGCUGUAAAGAGAAAAGAGGGCUAUUCCUUAUCAAGAGGAAGAGUUUGGGAGACAGAAUAUACAUUUAAAUUUUUUUCUUUGAAAAAAAAGGCAAUGUACAUUUUUCUCUUCUAAAUUUUAUAUGCCCUAGCAGUUGCCAAUGCUGUGUCCUACCUAAUAUUUUAUUGGAGGCGUCUGUACACUGAAACUCUUAGAAGUCUUAGGAAAUUAAUAUCACAGGGUCAUUUUAAAGGAGCAGCAAUCUAACCAAAGGUAAAACUUUAUCUGAUUUUAGGUUUGGAAAUUCUAGUUUUAUUUUAUUUGAGAAUCAAUUUAUGUCAUCAGUUUAAAUACUCCCCAAAGGAAUGAAAAGGAAGUAUAAAUAAAAGAAUAAAGUUCGUUGACAUGUGUAAAGAAAUUGGAAGACCCAGAAAAAAUGGCUUAUUUUCUACUCACAAGUAUGCACCUAUACUUAAGCCUGCCUAUGCCAUUAGAAUGGAAUGAAUAGUUGAUGGUUUCAUGCCAUACAGAGAGACAAUAAAAUGAUCAAAAAUUAAGUCAUUGUUAAUUGGGUUAUAAUGGUAAUUUUUAAAUUUGGAAAGAAGUUGAAAACCCAUAAACAACUUACUUUCCUAGUAUCUCAUUUUUCUUAAGAAAGCUGCUUAACUUCAGAUUCAGAAGCAAUGAUGUGAGAGAAUGCCUGACACCUCAUCAGUAACCUAUAUGGACCCUUAAAGAAGGACCUAGUCCCUAGGAUCCAUAACUCCCCCAAAUUUUCAACAUGAGAGUUUUAAGAUUUUAACAGAUUUUACCAGAAGUAAGUUGUGGAUAUAUGGUAGCCUUUCACCAUGGUUUGGUCAAAGUACAUUCAUGAUAAUGAGAAAGCAGUUCAUCCUUUCUUAACAAGUGAAGUAAAACAAGUUAAGAAUAAAAAAAAGUGACAUCACUGAGUUGUACAGGCAUCAGAUUAACAGACAUUUAGUUGAAGAAAAAUAAAAUAAUUGUGGAGAUAGCAGAGAGGAGCAGGAAGAUGUUGGAUCCUGGCAGCAAGAAGCAGGACAGUUAGGAAAGUGUGUGAGCUCAGUGGCAUUGGUGAUGCCUUGCUGUUUCUCCUCUCAGUGGUUAUGUUGCUGGUAGAGACCUGCCUUUAUUUUCCCAUCAUUUUUCAUUAUUUUGCAUUAUUCAAGAAAUGGUUCUUUAUGCCCAAAUGCAACUUUCUAAGCAAUAACUGAAAACUUACUGGUUUAAGGAAAAUAAUUGAGAAAAUAACCAUAUCCAUGGCAUUAUUUUAUUCAAAAACUUAUUAUUCUCUGAAGUGAUUACACUUUGUUUGAUAAACAGAUUUCAGAUUAUGAUUCUCCUUAAUUUGCAUGAAAGUUGCCUGUCUUAGAAAAUAAGUACUUCUUGCUAUAUAGCAUAUUUAAAUUUUUUAAAUUAAGAUUGCUUCUCAGAUUCAAAAAAAAAAAAAAAAAGUUCAAUCUAUGGCCUUUUCAACUACAAAAUCGUCACAGUUUUCUCAAACCUAAUAAAAAAGCCAGCAUCAUUACAUAUAAGAUCUGUAGUCACUAGGUUAAGACAAUACAAAUUAUGGUAGAACUUGAGAAAAUGGUGAAGAAGAAUCAAAUUUACCAGCUUAGUUCAUUUUAUGAUGCAUCUAAAUUUUAUUUCUUGAUUAUGAUGAUUAGGAGAGUUAGAGUUAAAAUGAGAUUUUAUAAAUUACUUCAUUAAACAUUUCUGCAUUUUAGGUGUCCAUCUUGGUAGUAAAUCUUAAAAGCUAACUUUCUGCCUUAUAUUUUCAAUCUAUAUAUACAGUGUCAGAGCACAGUGAUAAUGUGGGAUAGAAUUGAUUAUAUUAGAGCAUAAGACAUUUGUAAUGGUCAGUGCUACAAACCAAUAAUUUAACUGGCAUUAAACCACAUCUACUCACCAAACAUGAACAAGUAAAAUAAUCUCAUUAGAUUGGGAAGAGCUUAAUUUAAGUGAUGAGAGGUUUGCCUGGGAUUGGAGAUGAGCCUGCUGAUUGGUACAGUUCAUAAUGGCCUUUCUUACAUAAGUUGGCAAAACUCUGAUAGCUGAGUUGCCCCUUAAGAAUCUUCCAGAAUAUAUUUGCAUACUUAUGGUGGAAGAGGAAGUGAGAGGGACAAGAUGAGAGUUUCCCCUGAAGUGAAGAGAAACAUUAUACUAAUUUUCAUCUAAAGUAUGUUUCCUUGUGGCAGACCUUUGGUUUAUUUUAUUAGUAUAUCAGAGCCACCUUCAGUUUUUUAUGGUGCCAUCAACCUAAGGAGGACAAUCAAAUAACCAAUUGUUUGCCUUGGAUUUAGUGUGUCUGCUAAUUACAGUCUCAUCUUGUAUACCUUCAAACCAGUUACUUGACUAAACUUCCACCAUAUUACCUUAGUUCUAUGCCCUUUCCUCUGUACAACCGCAAAUCAGAGGGGAGACUUAGUACCAGAAAGGUGUGGACUUCUAAGAAAAAGCAAGGAUUCCACCUCACUACCGAAACUUCCUGAAGUUCCUACCCAAAUGUCCCUGAUUGUCCUGUGGCAACACCAGCAUGGUGGGAAUAGGGAGAAAGAUUGUAAGGAAUCCUGAAAGAAUCCUGUAAUUGGUCAUGACAUUGUUAUUCUUUUGAACUGUAAAGUAAAAUUGUGAGCCACUCACAUUUGCAAAAAAAAGCAGAAUUCAAGCUUUAUCACAUUGUUAAGAUUAAUUUCUUGCUAUAUUCUGGAUUAGCACAGAAGCUUGUAUCAAGACUAUUUAGGAGGGGAAUAGGGUGUAAAAUGUAUCUGUCUUUUCAAACCCUCUCCCUCUAGUCAUGUUUCCUUCACCCCCUACCACAUUGUGUUGGUCAAAUGAUACUAUCUAUGAAACCCUGAGCUAUAGUUGUCAAAAGUAACUGGAAUGUGAUUAGUUCUCUGUGGGUGCUUCUUUCCCUCUUUUUUCUCCCUUGCUUUCUUUCUUACUCUCUCCACUCUGGUAAAUGGAAAAGGUGACGUCAAAGAAUUGAUGCUUGCUUGGACUCAUGUUGUAUCUGUGACUAUGCUAUUAGCUGUCUCCUUUUUCCUUAUAUGGGUAGAAUUCUUAUGACGUGUGGAGUUCCCUUCUUGAUAAGUAGGUUAAAUGCACAAUGUGGUACUGUUUUAUAGUUUCUAGAUGGUUGUAUAAAGCAAAAAGUUAAUGUGGUUUUGUGUUUUUAAAAGAAAAUAAGUGAUUGGUUACAAACUCUGUCCUUUUUUCAUUAUUACAAGCUCUGUUUUCCAACA
Molecule: messenger RNA, 8143 nt
Organism: Acinonyx jubatus (cheetah)
Lineage: Eukaryota; Metazoa; Chordata; Mammalia; Carnivora; Felidae
Gene: XPR1
Product: xenotropic and polytropic retrovirus receptor 1
Exons: 15
Coding region: 202-2292 (696 amino acids)
Biological process (GO): cellular response to phosphate starvation; phosphate ion transport
Cellular component (GO): plasma membrane; cytoplasm; Golgi apparatus
Molecular function (GO): inositol hexakisphosphate binding
Source: RefSeq, a predicted model, not a curated record